Rotaria socialis is the source of this 921-nucleotide messenger RNA. The record is from the annotation of a GenBank genome assembly. Lineage: Eukaryota; Metazoa; Rotifera; Eurotatoria; Philodinida; Philodinidae.
AUGGAUUCAUUAUCAACGUCUCCGAUUUCUAAUGAAAUCGCAAUUACAGAUGAAACAGCAAUUACGUCUGACACGUCAACAUUAGAAGAUAUUGCAGAAAAAGUUCAUGUGGUUGCUGAUAAACAAGCGAAAGAGCGAAAUUUAACUGCAUCGGUAAUUCUCGAUCGUUUACCACCAAUUGAUAUUUGUGUAUUUGGGCGAUCUGGUAUCGCUCAAAUUGAUCAUGUUACACAAAGUUUAACCAGGGCAACAACGACUAUAGGUACAUUACAAUUCCGCUUUUGGGAUACGAAAGGAUUUGAUCGUUGGCUUGACAUCGAUUUCGUACAUAAUUUAUUUAAUGAAAUGAAAGAACAAGACAUUAACCCUAUUUUUAUUAUAUACUGUGCCGCUGCUGGAGGUCGUGUGGAUAGUGAUAUUGUAGCUGGUAUUUUAAAGAACUUUCAAGAAAAGGCUAUACCAAUUUGCUAUGUAAUUACAAAUAUAUAUGGCGCAAGUACCGAGCAACUUCAAGGGCAAAUAGAUGGAGGACGCUAUAUUAUGGAUGCGAUUUUUGGCCCAGUUUCAGUGUCAACUGGGAAAUUAUGUUAUCACUAUGGACAACCUCCUGAUAGCAGUGAUAAUGGAUCACUAAAUAAGCAUGGAAUUCUCAUCGGUGUUAACUCUCUCGAGUUUUCUAAUAUCAUGGGAACUAUGCCAAUAUUAAAUAUACAUGAAUUAAUGGAUUUUCUUGCGAAUAAUUUGAAUGAUGAAGAUUUCUGCAAAUUUGUAGCACUCACAAUGAGUAAUCGAGACUUUUGGGAUCGAGUAUCUGAUGCGGUCCGUUCGCGUGUUCAAAAGGCAUCAGAUACAAUGAGCAAAUGGAAAUUGAAAACUAUUUCCUUUUUCAAACGGUUAUUCGGAUUGAAAAAUUUUUCAUAA